ACAGCUUCACAGUCCUCAGCAUCACCAACCAAAGGAGAAAUACGGUAUCCCCAGACUACUGAAGCGCCUACAGAGACCUCUGAUAAGGCGUGAAGAUUUUUUGCUUUGAUUAAAGGCUUUUAUUUGAUUGGAAUUUAGGCUAUCGGACAAUCUUUAUUUUAAGUCCAUUCCUCGGUUUGGAUGAUCUUGCAUCUCCUUGACGCGCAGUUUUUCAAGGAUUAACCAAGACAGCCAUUACUGCGGCUCUUGAUUUUUGAAAGCAUCGUGGAGGAGAGCAGAUUCCUGGUUUGCAGUGAAAGUUCCCUCAUCCAUCCUGACAUCAUUCUUCUUUAAAUAGAGCACCAACCUAAAUUUGGAUGUGUAACACAAAUUAAACAAGUCUCAGGAAGCAGUGGGGCAAGUCCUCAGCUCCAGUACUUGGCACCUUCUUUAGCUGACUGCUAACCUUUGAGGUUCUGACCGUCCACCUCUGGCACCAUGGGAACCGUGCUUUCACUGUCUCCCAGCUACCGGAAGGCUGCCCUGUUUGAGGACGGCCCAGCGACUGUGGGCCACUAUACUGCAGUUCAGAACAGCAAGAACGCCAAAGACAAGAACUUAAAACGGCACCCGCUCAUCAGCGUUUUGCCAUGGAAACGAAUAGUGGCUGUCUCGGCCAAGAAAAAGGGUUCUAAGAAGGUGCAGCCUAAUACCAACUACCAGAACAAUGUAUCUCACCUCAACAAUGAGAACCUCAAGAAGUCGCAGUCUUGUGCAAAUCUCGCCUCAUUUACCCAGGACCAGUCAAGUCCAUCAAACCAAGGCUCUAAAAAUUCCAACAAUACAGCUUUGUCUGUCAAGAAGGCACCACUCUCCAACUCCAACGUGGUCCCUGGAACCCCCAAGAGGGUGAUUGUUCAAGCCUCCACCAGUGAGCUGCUGCGUUGUCUUGGGGAGUUCCUGUGCCGAAGAUGCUAUCGGCUCAAGCAUCUCUCCCCCACUGACCCGGUCCUAUGGCUUCGAAGUGUGGAUCGUUCUCUACUGCUCCAGGGCUGGCAGGACCAGGGCUUCAUCACACCAGCCAAUGUAGUUUUCGUCUACAUGCUCUGCCGCGACGUGGUCUCCUCUGAGGUGGCCACAGAGCAUGAGCUACAAGCCGUGCUCCUCACCUGCCUCUACCUGUCUUACUCUUAUAUGGGCAAUGAAAUCUCAUACCCUCUCAAGCCAUUCCUUGUGGAGACCUCCAAAGAGACUUUCUGGGACCGUUGCCUGUCUGUAAUCAACUUGAUGAGUGCCAAGAUGCUGCAGAUCAACUCGGAUCCUCACUAUUUUACCCAAGUCUUUGCGGACCUCAAGAAUGAAAGCCAGAAGGAAGAAGAGAGGAGUCGUCUGCUCAUUGGCCUGGACCGGUGAGGAGUUCUUGAGAAGUCUUUGGUGGCACUCUUGUCUGGCACUUUUAAAAUAGUUCUUAAAGGAAUAUUCCGGGUUCAAUACAAGUCAAGCUCAAUAGACAGCAUUUAUAGCAUAAUGUUGAUUACCACAAAAAUGUAUUUCAACCUGUCCCUCCUUUUCUUUAAAAAAAAGCACAAAUCUGGGUUACAGUGAGGCAUUUACAAUGGAAGUGAAUGGGGCCAAUCAGUAAAUGUUAAAAUACCACAAAAAGAAAAAAAUAUUUUGUGUGGUAAACAGCAUUAUGCCAUAAAUACUAUCAAUUGAGCUUAACUUGUAUUUAAACCAGAAUAAUACUUUAAAUGAGUGGAAUGACUAAUGGGCUUAUGUUUAGAGUUUAGAUUGUGCUCUCUUUUCAGAGAUUGCGGUCUAUGUCUUUUAAAUUUACAUUAAAAUCAUUAAAUGGUAUAUGAAGUCUUGGUAAUGCUUCAUUAAGUAGUUAUAAGUCGUAUGUUUGGCUUAAUAUUCAAAUAUUUCAGCAGUGAGGUUUUCAUUACCUUUAGCGAUUUGGGACAUUUUGCACCUGAAUAAUAAAAAAUGCCAGACUGGAGUGGACCCAAGAGCUCUAACGUAGUGAAUAUUUAAGGCCCUGAUGAGAAAGGCUUCAAAAGAGGCAACAAGAUAAAAAAUAAGAACACAAACAGCUAUGAAUGUGGAGCUGAAGAACCACUGACUUCUGGACAUGUGCACUUUGUGUCAAGAACUUCACCAGAUUGACUCACCACUGUCAAUAUAAAUGGAAGUUGAUCCAUCGUCAACAGAUGGACUCAAAUACAUUGCUGUUGCAAAGUCUGCAAUGAAGUGAAAGAUUAGCGUGUUUAUGUCUGCAGAAAUAUAACAUAGGCCACAAACAAGGAAAAUAGGAUAAAAUGACUUUGAGAAUGUGCCAGCAUUGCACAGUGGUUGUUGAUAUACAGUAAAUAGUGAUGGGAGAGGUUGUCGGCAAAUUUAUAAGAAAGGCCUACUUUAUUUUUAUCCAUACAGAGUUGAACAAAUCUCUUGUGGUUUACAUCUCUGAAGCGUUACAGAUUGUUUUACUGUUGCAAUAUUUUCUUUAAUAACUGUAUUCAUGUGAAUGCAAACACAAUCUGAAAGGUGUGAAAUACUUUGAAAUUGUAAGGCCAACUGCAUAUGUGUUUAGGGAAUGAAACAAGAAAAAAAGUACAAAUAGUUUAUUUAGCUAUGCCUGCUUCAAUUAGCCAUUGUUUUGUCAUUUUGUUUUCAUCUAUUACUCAGACUAGUUUUAACGAGGGGCUGUGUACAGAAAAGCCGGUUGUAAAUGUAUCAAAAACAGUGCCAUAACUUUGAUGAAAAUCAUGUAGGUCUAAAAAUACACACCAAAGUCAAGCAGACUUUGGAAUGGUCGGAUUGUUAUUAAUAAUGAGUCUGUAUUGCAAUCCUAAUUUAUUGUUAUUUAUUACUUAUUUUCACACAUUUCUCACUUGCAAUUUGAGAUUUUAGUAAUGUGUUAAAAAAAAGGAUAAUGCUGUUACAUUCAAGUAAUGCAUUUAUGUUGGUGGCUACCUUUUGGUGGGAAUGAAGAUUGUGGUAGAUGCAAAUUUGCAUUCAAAUGAAUUAUUUAAGGCGACAACAUCUAAGAGCUUAGUUUCAAACCAUUUGUAAAUCUGAGAAACACCAGAGGUGAUUCAUCAUAGUGACAGAUGAUCGGUUUCAAUCUAAGUUAAAUACAUGAAACCAAUUUCUCUGUGAAGUACUGUUGGGAUGUUCUGCAUAUCAGCACAGCAAAAACCAAUCAUAAGUGAUUACUCCUUGAAAACACAAGCCAAACACUGAAGAUAACAAGCUCCCUGGCAUUAAACUGAAUGAGAUGUGGUCUAUUUCUGAAGAAAAGCACUAUUAGAAAAUGAAAGCCAUGUGGAUCAUCGGGGCAUGAGUUUUCAAAUACUUGUCAAUGCCGCUGUUAGCAGCUUUAAAGGAACAGUUUAUCCAAAAAUGAAAAUUCUGUCAUAUAUGACAACAUUAUUUCAUACAAUGAAUGCUGAUAAAAACCAGGAUUGUGAUCACCAUUGACUUUCAGUAGAUGGAAACAAGAAGCUUGGACAUACUAGAUAAAUUAUUUUGUGUUCAAUGUAAGAAAGUUAUACUGGUUUGGGUUGCACUAAAUUUUACAGUAUGUAUUCCAGUAUACUUACAGUGCAAGAAAGUACUGAGUAAUAUUAGGUAACUACAUGUGCUUAAUAUGGGUUAAGGUUAGGGUUAGGUUUAGGGUUAGUACCUAGUAAUUACUAUAGUUGUUGUAAUUAUAUAGUGCAUAAAUGUAGAACAGUACUGUAAAAUAAAGUGCUACCCUGGUUUGGAUCGACAUAAUGAGUGAGUAAAUGAUGAAAGAAUUUCUAUUUUGGGGUAAAUUAUUCCAUUAAGACUGUAGGACAUUUGCAGCUACAUUCGUGACAUGGUCAUGGGGGACUGCAUUAUCUAUUUGCCCACUUUAAAACAUCUCAGUAGUGCUAAAUUGUGCAUGCUUUCUUUCAGUAGUGAUGUGUCUCAAUUUUCUUUAAAGAGUAAAAAAAAAAAAAAAAAAAAAAAAAAAAGAA
Messenger RNA from Myxocyprinus asiaticus (Chinese sucker), 3983 nucleotides. RefSeq names its product cyclin-dependent kinase 5 activator 1-like. The transcript is spliced from 2 exons. Gene Ontology annotation, molecular function: protein kinase binding; cyclin-dependent protein serine/threonine kinase activator activity. NCBI's taxonomy places the organism in Eukaryota, Metazoa, Chordata, Actinopteri, Cypriniformes, Catostomidae. Gene Ontology annotation, cellular component: cytoplasm; protein kinase 5 complex. The coding region runs from base 478 to 1392 and encodes 304 amino acids. Gene Ontology annotation, biological process: activation of protein kinase activity; positive regulation of cyclin-dependent protein serine/threonine kinase activity; brain development. The record is from RefSeq and is a predicted model, not a curated record.